AUGAGCAACUUACCACCAAAGAAGGAGUCCGUCAUGGGCGUUCCACCUUUCGUCAUUGACUUCUUGAUGGGUGGUGUCUCCGCCGCCGUCUCCAAGACCGCCGCUGCUCCCAUCGAGCGUGUCAAGCUCUUGAUCCAAAACCAGGAUGAGAUGUUGAAGACUGGUCGUCUUGACCGUAAAUACGAUGGUAUCAUUGAGUGCUUCAAGCGUACCACCGCACAAGAAGGUGUUGCCUCCUUAUGGAGAGGUAACACUGCCAACGUUAUCCGUUACUUCCCUACACAAGCCUUGAACUUCGCUUUCCGUGAUACCUACAAGUCGAUGUUCAACUUCAAGAAGGACCGUGAUGGAUAUGCUAAGUGGAUGGCCGGUAACUUGGCUUCCGGUGGUGCUGCUGGUGCCACUUCCCUCCUCUUCGUCUACUCCCUCGAUUACGCCCGUACCCGUCUUGCCAACGACAACAAGAACGCCAAGACCGGUGGUGACCGUCAAUUCAACGGUUUGGUCGAUGUUUACAAGAAGACCCUCGCUUCCGAUGGUAUUGCCGGUCUCUACCGUGGUUUCGGUCCUUCCGUUGCUGGUAUCGUCGUUUACCGUGGUCUUUACUUCGGUAUGUACGAUUCCAUCAAGCCAGUCCUCCUCGUUGGACCUCUUGAGGGUAACUUCCUUGCAUCCUUCUUGCUCGGAUGGACUGUCACCACUGGUGCCGGUAUCGCUUCUUACCCAUUGGACACCAUCCGUCGUCGUAUGAUGAUGACUUCUGGUGAGGCCGUUAAGUACAAGUCUUCCUUGGAUGCUGGUCGUCAAAUCGUUGCCAAGGAGGGAGUUAAGUCUCUCUUCAAGGGUGCUGGUGCCAACAUUCUCCGUGGUGUUGCAGGUGCUGGUGUCUUGUCCAUCUACGAUCAAAUGCAAGUCUUGAUGUUCGGAAAGGCAUUCAAGUAAAUGUAUGUAGAAUGGAGUCAAGGGGGGGUUGAUUGUGAUGGUGGUUGAUGAUAAUGCGAAAUGAGCGCCUCUGGGGUCGGUCGCCGUGGUUGAAAAGCGACAAGGUUGAAGUUGUUACAGACAUCCAUUGCUAUGGUGUUGGAGCAACUUGCAACGAUAGUUUGCCAUAAAAAAGAAAAGACAAACUAGUCGCCGCUGUACUUUAUUACCUAAGCAAUUUUUCCCUGUUCCUCCUUUUGAUCUUGUUGUCUUCAAAGUCUUAUCUCAUUUGAUUUUCAUGUGCCGAAAAGUUUCCUUUGAUUAUUUUGCGAUGCGAAUUCAAUACAUAGAAUGUGAAGAUGGAUGGAUGGUAGUUUGAGAGGUGUUCAAAGAAUAUGAGGGUUUAUAAACUAA
Botrytis sinoallii is the source of this 1335-nucleotide messenger RNA. RefSeq lists its product as uncharacterized. Gene Ontology annotation, cellular component: mitochondrial inner membrane. The record is from RefSeq and is a predicted model, not a curated record. The coding region runs from base 1 to 942 and encodes 313 amino acids. Lineage: Eukaryota; Fungi; Ascomycota; Leotiomycetes; Helotiales; Sclerotiniaceae. Gene Ontology annotation, biological process: mitochondrial ATP transmembrane transport; mitochondrial ADP transmembrane transport. Gene Ontology annotation, molecular function: ATP:ADP antiporter activity. The transcript is spliced from 5 exons.